AUGCAGAUCCUUUUAAAAUAUAGAAUGCUGGAUUGUAAGAGCAACAAAAGUUCAAGCGUCUGGUCGGGUGGUUCGUGCUGUGUGGCGUUAGCUCGAUGCGAAUCGACGAUUGCUUCGGGCCACGUGGACGGCACCAUAUAUUUGAACGGACGGCUGCUGUUCCGAUAUGCGUUGCCACCCACCGCUAUGUUGCUAUUGCUUCCUUAUUUGAUCGUGGGUUCUUGUGAUGGACGCAUUUCUGUUUACGAGGCGCAGCGGGGAGCUUUACUGCGUAGUCUGGAGCCUCAGCUGCCGCCUGACCGAAGAGACUUUAUGGCCGCAGUCCCUAGCCCUUCCGGACAAACUGUUGCUUUCGGCUUUUUCGACGGCUGUUUAGUGGGCGAAGUAAAGGAUACCGGCAACAUAGAGCUGACUCCACACAACAUUCCCAACUUUUACGCAACGAGAGCACUUGCCUGGAGCGGCGACGGCACUAAGUUAGCGCUUGCCUCACAGACCGGCGCUGUUAUACAGCUUGAAGCUGUGCUUCGACGUUGGAUAUGGCGCGAUACUGUAGAAGUUCAACACGUGAGUCCCCGCCAGCUCGUGCUGACCAGGCUCGCUAAUGACGCGCCGCCGGUGACGGUCACGUCCAAGCAAGCGCCCGAUAUAUUCAAUGUUCGUUUUAUUGGCAAUGAUUGGUAUGCAGUGUGUCGUACUAGCUCCACUUUGAUUCUCUGCGAUAUAGCGCGCGGGUUAACAAGUGAGAUUCCGUGGUCGGGCGGAGGCGAGCGUAUCUAUGCAGCAGUAGGGGGCGCGUGCCUCAUACAUCGCGCUGGUGAACUUAGCGUGGUUGAAUACGGACUAGACAAAGUGCUACACACCGAGACUAUUGCGCGAGGAGCAAGUUUCGUGCAAUGGAUUGAAAACAGUGAUGCAGUUGUGGCACAGACGCAAACUCACUUGCUUAUAUGGUACAGUGCAUGGGAGCCGGGCAGUGUCGAAAUUGUAGAGUGCGAAGGAGGCAUCGCGGUGCAAGUGAGUGCUCGCCGCGUCAUUUUAGAGGGUGGGCAGCUACCGUACGUGCAACUUGAUGAACAUCGCCUCGCAUUCAAUAGUGCCCUACGUAGUGAUGAUCUGAGCACUUGCGCAAAAUACCUGGACAGUGUCGCUGGCAGCGCGGACGUGACAGUUUUGUGGCGACAAUUGGCAGAGACAGCACUGUCGAGUAACGAUAUUCAGCUGGCCGCGAAGUGCUACCGCGAGGCAGGCGACGAGGCGCGCUCGAUGUUCCUCGACAAGGCGCUUGAGCUGGCCGCGGCGCAAGGAGACGGGGACUUCAACGCUGGUUUGAAAAGCCCACUGGUUCAGGCUCAGCUUGCUAUUUUGUCGGGUGAUCUGUCCGCCGCCGAAGAGAAUUACGUGAAGAGAGCCUCUAGACCUGACCUGGCCGUAGAUAUGUACAAGCAGUUCAGUAUGUGGCCGGAAGCCAUCGCUGUCGCCGAAAAAUACGACCCAGCCUCUGUGCCUACAAUGAAACAGCAGUAUAUGGAGUACUUGAUGUCGUCUGGUCGCGUGGGCGAGGCGGGCGAGGUGGUGGCGGGCGGCGGGGACGCGGCAGGCGCGGUGCGGCUGUGGCUGCGCGCGGGCCGCGUGCGCCGCGCCGCCGCCGCGCUGCUGGCGCACCCCACGCUGCUGCGCGACGAGCAGCUGCUGCACGCCGUGCUCACACGCCUCCUGCAGGAAGAGUGGUGGGAGUUGGCUGGUGAAUUAUCGGAGAAAAAGGGUGACAUUAAAUCUGCCGUGGAAUAUUACGCCAAAGGACACAAUUAUGCAAGAGCUGUCCAGCUAGCAAGAGAGGCGUGUCCGUCGGAGGUGACGCGGCUGGAGCGCGCGUGGGGUGCGUGGCUGGUGGGCGCGCGACAGGCGGGCGCGGCCGUGCCGCACCUCAUCGAGGCGGGCGACACGCGCGCCGCGCUCGACGCAGCUUUGCGCGCCCACGCCUACAAAAAAGCGCUGCACAUCGUGCAGGUUAUAGAAGACAAAGGUUCAAUACGAGAACAAUGCGAACAAUUAGGCGAUCACUACAUUUCUACACAGAAGUAUUAUGAUGUGCCACAGGAUUGGGAGACAGCAGAAAGGGUGCUGACUUCAUGCGGCAUGGCUGAUCGUUGUGUUAAAGCCUACAACAACGCAGGUCGUAUAGCAGACGGCCUACGUCUAGCUGCUUCUCAGCUCACAGAGGACGAAACAAGAGAAAUUUAUUUGCCUCUAGCUCAACAAUUGAGAGAGGAUGGACAACUAAGGAAAGCCGAGCAAAUUUACAUUGGACUUGGGGAGCCAGAUGAGGCUAUAUCUAUGUAUAAGGAGGCAUCUCAAUACGAAUCUAUGCUGAGGCUGGUAGCCGCUCAUCGUAGCUCACUACUGGAAGCUACAAGACGUCACGUUGCGCAGGCGCUACAUGCAUCCGGUGAUUUGAGAGCUGCUGAAACGUAUUACAUUCAAGCGGGGGAAUGGAAGAGCGCGAUCCAGAUGUACAAGUCGUGCGGGCAGUGGGAGAGCGCAGAGCGCGUGGCGCGCGCGCAUGCACCCGCCGCGGUGCAGCAGCAGGUCGCGCUGCAGUGGGCCGCCGGCCUGCCGCCGCCCGCCGCCGCACGCCUGCUGGCUGCGCGCGGGCUCGCCGCCGUCGGCGUGCGCUGGGCGCUGCAAGCGGGCAGAUGGGAGAUCGCGAGCGAGCUGAGCGAUUUAGGCGGCGGCGUGUCGCGGCGCGAGGUGGCGCAGCACGAGGCGGCGGCGCUGGCCGACGAGCAGCCGGAGCGCGCGGAGGCGGCCUUCCUGCGUGCCGGCGCCGCGGACCGCGCCGUGCGCAUGUGGCUAGCUCGCGAGCAGCACGCGCGCGCGCUUGCGCUCGCCGAGCGCCACGCGCCGCAUAUGGUACGCGCGAAUUAA
Molecule: messenger RNA, 2928 nt
Organism: Parnassius apollo (apollo)
Lineage: Eukaryota; Metazoa; Arthropoda; Insecta; Lepidoptera; Papilionidae
Source: the annotation of a GenBank genome assembly